AGUUGUUUACGGAAGUGAUAUCAAGAGGCUAGGUUGCGCGCGCAACCGGUAGGCAGAAGGCAACAAUGGCCACCGACAACAAUGCGAAUCGCUGUAGCAUGGAAGUUAAACAAUGGUCAGAUUAUGUGCUGAAGUUAUCUGUUGAAGACCGCGAGAGGUAUAUUUCAAAGCUGACAUCUGGUGAGGGUACACGUAGUUUGCCAGACCCCUAUUGUUUGGCGAGCGGCUGGGUUGACGACCCGUCUUUGUGGCCGGCCAUAACAUUUACGGACAUAUAUUUCUAUCUUGUGGAUACGCCAGGACAAUUCACUCACGACAGUUUGAGGGCGUACAAAUCCUUAAAAGCGUACGACUACGUGGAAAGUGGACAUGUUUACCCUAUCUUUUACAAUGCAAUUGACGACCAGUCACCUUACUGCUUUUUGAAGACGAAGGUGAUUCCAUCCCAGCGCCUUCGUGACAAACCACAUCAGCCAUGGGUUUGUGUCAAGAAAUCUGAGGGGACAGUGUUUUGUGCCCACUGCACGUGUAUGGCUGGACUUGGAGAGGUAUGCAGUCAUGUGGCAGCCCUACUGUUCAAGGUUGAUGCAGCUGUGAGGGCAGGAUUGACCGCAAAAGCUUGCACCAGUGAAGCGUGCAAGUGGAAUGCUGCUUACAGAAAAGAACUCCAGCCAACCCCACUGUGUGAGGUUCAGCAUCUGUUUGGACGUCGUCGGAAGGCAAACACUCCAUCUGUGUCAGGAACUGGAAAAGCUCCACUUCCUGAUAUUGAAACACUGAAGUCGUUGAAAAGUGUAUGCCCUAAUGCUGUCUUUUUUUAAGUGUAUUCCUCCACUAGAUGAAGA
Molecule: messenger RNA, 845 nt
Organism: Haliotis rubra (blacklip abalone)
Lineage: Eukaryota; Metazoa; Mollusca; Gastropoda; Lepetellida; Haliotidae
Exons: 3
Coding region: 66-821 (251 amino acids)
Molecular function (GO): zinc ion binding
Source: RefSeq, a predicted model, not a curated record